CCAAAGCCUCCCGGGAUCGGGCCACACGCUUCGAGCCCCGCAAAGUAAACAUAGUCCGAGGCCAAGCGUUGCAGGACACAGGCCCCUUUGUGAGAAGCAGACCGGCCUGGGGGCUGGGAGCAGGCUACCUACGGCUGCAUGUUGAAGAAAAUGGGUGAGGCUGUGGCCAGAGUUGCAAGGAAGGUCAACGAAACAGUGGAGAGCGGCUCUGACACCCUGGACCUGGCAGAGUGCAAGCUGGUUUCCUUCCCCAUUGGCAUCUACAAGGUCCUGCGGAAUGUCUCUGACCAAAUCCACCUCAUCACGCUGGCGAACAAUGAGCUCAAGUCCCUCACCAGCAAGUUCAUGACCACGUUCAGUCAGCUCAGAGAACUCCACCUGGAAGGGAACUUCCUACAUCGUCUCCCCAAUGAGGUCAGCAGCCUGCAACACCUCAAGUCUAUUGAUCUGUCCCGGAACCAGUUCCAAGACUUCCCUGAGCAGCUGACCACCCUGCCAGCACUGGAGACUAUUAACCUAGAGGAGAAUGAAAUUGUGGAUGUGCCAGUGGAGAAGCUGGCCGCCAUGCCUGCCCUGCGCACCAUCAACCUCCGCUUCAACCCACUGAAUGCCGAGGUGCGCGUGAUCGCCCCACCCCUCAUCAAAUUUGACAUGCUCCUGUCUCCAGAAGGCGCUCGGGCCCCUCCACCGUAGACCACCCUCCUCGUGCCCACCCAGCAAGGGACAGUGGCCACUGG
This is a messenger RNA of Dipodomys ordii (Ord's kangaroo rat), 737 nucleotides long. RefSeq names its product leucine rich repeat containing 20 (gene Lrrc20). The transcript has 5 exons. The coding region runs from base 139 to 693 and encodes 184 amino acids. The record is from RefSeq and is a predicted model, not a curated record. Gene Ontology annotation, molecular function: protein binding. NCBI's taxonomy places the organism in Eukaryota, Metazoa, Chordata, Mammalia, Rodentia, Heteromyidae.